Molecule: messenger RNA, 2096 nt
Organism: Lasiosphaeria miniovina
Lineage: Eukaryota; Fungi; Ascomycota; Sordariomycetes; Sordariales; Lasiosphaeriaceae
Exons: 5
Coding region: 148-1632 (494 amino acids)
Source: RefSeq, a predicted model, not a curated record
GCUUUUCCUUUUUUACCCCUUUUUUCUUGAUUGCUCACUCACCUUCGUUCUGAACUGCACGAGCUUCGUCCAGUCUUUGCUGAAACACAUUCGCUCAUUUUCCUCGUUCUCCUUGUUGAGUCUAGGCCCUUCCCUCGCAACGUCACAAUGAAAUAUUUCCAUCUUCUCACCUCCCUCGCCGGAGGCGGCACCUCCUUUCUCCUUCAGGCUCAGCACAUCGCCCAGGAGCGGUUCGAUCCCAUCGUCCAGCCGGGGGUUGUUAGUGGUCACCUGCACACUGUGAUUGGCGCUUCAACCUUUAGCCAGUCGUUUUCCCCCAACAUCCAGGCAAAUGCGAACUGCUCGUCCAUAAUUGUGCAGGAGAACAAGUCCAAUUACUGGAUGCCCAGUCUCUUGGCCCGGCUCUCCAACGGCUCUUUCUCCUCGGUCCCCCUGAAGGAAACCCGUGUUUACUACCUCAACAAUCAUGCCCCAGGAACCCAUGUCACAGCUUUCCCCCGGGGCUUCCGAAUGCUGGUUGGCAAUCCCGGUGCAACCUCCGCAGACCCUGCUGGUAAAAUUAAAUACCGGUGUCAAGACGGGUUCGCCUCGGGCCGCGAGUUCCUUCAAGAUCAUCUGCCCUACUUCGACUGCGGCGACUUCCUUCGCGCCUCCGUCAGCUUCCCCGACUGCUGGGAUGGCAAGAACCUCAACAGUACCGACAACAAGAGUCAUGUAGCCUACCGGUACGGCGGUAACCUGACCUGCCCCGAGUCGCAUCCAGUGUCCAUGAUGCAGAUCGACCUCGAGAUGGGCUACGCGACCAAGGGAUUCAAGUGGGACCAGCUGAUGCUCAGCACCGGUGACCAGGCUGGAUACGGCUUGCAUGCCGACUACCUCAGCUUCUGGGAGGGUGACCUCUUGCAGGCCGCCCUCAACGAUUCGAGCUGCCAGAACCGCCAGAACAUUUUCGGCGAUGGCGCCCAAUGCGCAACUCUUGUGCCCCACCGGAACGACAAUGCCAUGUAUUCCUGCCGGCUUGAAACUGCUAUCCCGCAGGAGGAGACUGGUGUCGCCGCCCCAAUUCCCACUCUCCCUGGGUGCAACCUUCCAUACAAUUCCACUGCCAAUCAGGCCAAGCCAACCUGCUCAUCCACACCUCCCACGCCCGCCAUUGGUCUCGCCUCGGGCUUUGUGAACUUCAGCUGGCAGCGCGCCACGGCCGGCACCAGGCUGGUGAUGAUUGCCAUCUACAACGGUUUCAAAUCAAACUCAUCUCCUCCGUCAUCGCCAUCUUCUCCCGCCAAAACACUCGCAGCCACUCCCGGCUCGACGUUCAAUGGGCCGACCGCCCCCUGGGCCAGCCUAGGCUGCUAUACGGACCACACGGACCGCGGGCUGCAGGCGCAGGUAAAGUUAGCUUCUGGGCUCAGCCUCACGGGUAGCCUGUGCCAGGGGCUGUGCAACCAGAACGGCUACAUAUAUGCAGGCACUGAGUACGGGACGCAGUGCUGGUGUGGCAACUCUGUCCGCACAACGUCGACCAAGGCCAGCGAGGCCUCGUGCAACAUGCCGUGUCCCGGCAAGACGUCGGAAAAGUGCGGUGCGGCCUGGUUCAUGAACCUCUAUUCCAAAAAUUCGGCCACGACCUGAACAAAUGCGAGUGCCAUUCCUUCCAGUUCUUUUACUAGCCCUUCUCCCAAUCCUUCUCCUAAGCCCUCUACGGCUUCCACCGUCUCAUCCCCUCCAUCUCAUCCCCUCCGUCUCAUCCCCUCCGUCUCCUCUCUACACCUCGUCGUCGUCUCUCUUGUCUCUGUUCUCGUCUUCCUCUCUUAUGGUCGUUGUGUCUGCCUUCUUUCUGUUCGCGCUGUUGGAGAUUCUGGGCUUUUAGCACUGUCUCCAACUGAGCUGGUGCCGUCUUUUUUUUCUUUCUUUCUACUACCCCCGGUAAUUUUAAUCCCCUUCUUUCUUUUCCUUUUCUUCCUUCACUUAGUGGUUUGAUAAUCAGUAGGUUUUGGAGAAAAUAGAAGGAAGGAAGAAAGAAAGCGAAAAAAAAAGAAAGAAAAACCAAACGAAAAAAGAAAACGAAAAACCCCCACCGUGAAAGAGCGACUGGG